GAGUACGCUGACAUCUUUGGGCCCCCGCAACAUCAUCACGGUGUUGCAGGGGAUGCUGCCCCAGCUGGCCAACACCACCUUCUAUUUUUCAGCAGCAGACUUCCCCGCUGUGGACGGGCUCGUGGCCCUUACGAUCGACGACGGCAUUUGUCGAGGCGGCAACUGGUCAGCCUCACUUCUUCCAGAGGUGCUGGAGCUGCUGGCCGGCAGCUCUGCCAAAGCCACCUUCUUCCUGAGCUCCCACUACGUUCGGCCAAAAGACCUCAGGAGGCUGGCCUCUCACGGACACGAGCUGGCGAACCACAUGCCCGAGGACAGAGAAUAUGCCUCAUGGCCAGUCGAAGAGUUCCGGGAAGCCCUGGAUGAGACGGACGCAGUGCUGCGACCAUUUAUGCGAGCGGAUGCACGCCAUUGGUUCCGUGCCCCCCAGGCGUGGCUUACAUCUGACAUGGCCGUCGUUUUGCAGGCCAGAAAUAUGUCCCACGCCCUCGGAGACUGCUAUGCCGACGACUGGGCCAUCCCUGAUGCCUUCCGGGUGGCCUCAGUUCUCCUGCGCCAGGUUCAGUCUGGAUCGGUGGCGGUCCUUCACAUGCCGCAGCGGGGCUUCAGACAGCACACCUUGGAGGUCCUGCGGCAUUUCCUCCAGGGCCUGGCGCAGCGUCAGCUGCGAGCAGUGACGCUCAGCCAGCUUGCCGAUGCCGCGCUGCUUGGGCAGAAGCCAGCCACAGGUGGUGCAGAGGACAAUGAGGGCCAGUUCAGCCAGUCGAACCACCACGGGAUUGGCGUCCUCCUGGCCCUACUUGCUACGUCCUUCCUGUGCUGGCCACAGCAACCGCGACGACUUUUGACUUUGUCGCUCUCAUGGUCCUCGUCUCCGUUGGAUGCCGGUUGGGUAACUGCGGAGAACCCAGAGGAGGACUUCAAUAGGUGGAUGUCCAACGCAGGCUUAGCGGCAGCUUCUCAACAGGGCCCUGUAUCGCUCCGGGAUCGUUUGGCACUCCGCGUCUUGGCCUUUGCUGUAGAUGUGCUGCCGCCCUCUGUGCUGCAGGACUACGAGGAUGAGCUCUCACAGGUCAGUGGAAUCGACUUGGCUGCCAAGCGCGCCUGGACCGGAAUAAGCGAGCCCGAGCCAGAACAGUGCUGUGCAUUCUUUAUCCGAGUCUUCCAGCCGAUAUGCUUGAUUUUAUGCGAGAGCCCUCUGACACAAUCGGAGGAGAUGAUCAAGGAGGCUUUGGCCCAGCAGGCAAGCUCUGGCGAGCCCUUAGCGUCCUCGGGUGGCUACAGCUACUGGGGCUUCCUGCCGAAGUUUGUGGAUCGCGUCUUUCCCAACAGAACGACUGUGACUUGGUCGUCGCGCUGCUGGCAGCAGAUCACCGCAUCGACGGUGAAGUCAAAUGGCGGCUGGGUCUUGCAGGUGAAGGUGUCGAAAGCCAAGCAUGUGCUGUGCAACGAGAUUUUUGGCUUCUUCACUGGCGCACACUUCCGUGUCGGAUCAUUCCCGGCACCCAUCGGAGGGACCAAGACCUUCACCUUCGACAGUGAAAAGUUGACAGAGAGCCAGAUUUGGGACGUGGACACCCUCGGCAUCCGGGUGUUUACCUUCCAGGAAAAUCCAUUGGCAACCGUCAGGAACAUCUUGGAGACUGCACUCCUUUUCGUGCCGGAUCAAACACGAGGUGUCGAGUCCUACUUCGCCAAGCGGAACGUAGAGUUCCUCCGGAACUAUGUGGGUGCAAGCCUGAAGCCUCGGAAGGAUCCGGGAGGUUUACUGCUCAAUGCAUCAGACAUCCGCUCUGGGGACUUCCUGGGGGUUCUGCGGCUGGAUGGCUUGGAUCCGAUGCUGGCCUGGGGUAUGGGCUCGCACACUGGACACACAGCCGUGGCCAUCUGGGAGCAUGGGCAGCUGUAUGUGGCAGAGAGCACCAUCAACAGCUCCUACUGGCCCACGAAUGGUAUCCAGCGCACGCCUUACCAACAGUGGAUAGAGCAGGCACGUGCAGCAGGUUAUUCCACAGUGCACGCGCCUUUGAAGGAGGAGUAUCGCAGCACCUUUGACGAGAGUGCGGCCAACGCAUUCUUCCACAAGUACGAAGGUCUGGAGUAUGGCUACCACGCAAUGCUGACAGGAUGGAUCGAUACCCUCAGGAACAACUAUCCGUGCAAGCCGCCCUAUGACACUCCGGAGUAUGAGAAGCAGUGCCUCACUUGGGAGUUCAUUGAGGUCGCCGUCCCAAUCAUCACACGGUACAUCCCCACGCUCGAGAAGCCCUUCCUGCUCACCUGGAAUCAGCACGUGACCGGAUCUUCCUUCAGCAAUCUCUCGGCCACGGCGCUGUACCGUGAAGCCAGGUCCAAGGGGAUGGAGUUGGGAAAGAUCCCGGCGGUGCCCGAGCCGGAUGGAAUCCUCUAUCCCUCGGUCUUCAACAAUGGGACCCGGGCAGCCUCCAUUGCCAUGGUUUGCGACGUCUUCGUUUGUUCCAUGUGGAAAGCUGGAGGAGUUUUCAAGGCGAUUGACAACGACUUCAGUUGUAUCGAGCAAACGAACGUUGAUGUCUACGAUCUCAACGUCUUAGAGGCCCCAUCGGCCCGGAAAGAUACCUGCGUGCACGCAGACCCGGAGAACCCGCUCUGCCAGUUGACUGGCGUCUACGGGCUCGAGCUGCCAAAGUUGGGCACGCGGCCCAUGUACAGGCACAUGUGCCUGGGCAACCUUGAUCCUGGUGUCCUUUAA
This is a messenger RNA of Symbiodinium necroappetens, 2731 nucleotides long. Lineage: Eukaryota; Dinophyceae; Suessiales; Symbiodiniaceae. The record is from the annotation of a GenBank genome assembly.